AUGGACGGCCUCACAGUGAGGUGGACGUACAACUCCUCACACGAUCCUUUGGAGGCCGAUUUCCAGAUUGGACAGGACGGGCACAAUAUUGUCCCACAUGCGAUAGUUAAACUUAACAUCAGCUCUAUUGGGUUUCAGGCUGAGGAUGUUACAGGCCUUCUGGGUCCGUCUGCAUUCGUGAGGAUAUGGAACGCCGACUGGAUAGACAUCUCGAGGGUUAAGGAACUCGCCAAAGUCACUGGCUUCACACUUACCACUUUAACUACCAUUGUGAAUAUGACAUCGUCGGUGCCCCGUACUACUACUACCAGACCUGGAACCGCGACUGGCACCUCAGUCUCAAAUGGCUCCCUGUCGACCACAGAACCGCCCAAGAUGACGGUGACGCUGACAGCCAUUCCCGAUCCUAUGCUGGAGGAAAGCAGUCAGGGAUUGUCCACAAGUGCGAAGGCAGGAAUUGGGGUCGGUGUGUCCGUUGGGGCAAUCAUGGUUAUCGCAGCCGCUGCCUUUCUUUUCGUGAGGAACCGUAGGAAGCAGGGAACUAGUGAGGAUGUUCGACAUGAGCUACCAUCUGAGCUACCUGGUACACCCACUCCAAAGAAAGCAGUAGUCCUGUCUGAACCUGCAGAGCUCCAGUCAACAUCAACCACAAAGCAUGAAUCUUAUGAACUGCCUGUAUAA
Messenger RNA from Aspergillus pseudonomiae, 681 nucleotides. RefSeq lists its product as uncharacterized. The transcript has a single exon. Lineage: Eukaryota; Fungi; Ascomycota; Eurotiomycetes; Eurotiales; Aspergillaceae. Bases 1 to 681 code for a protein of 226 amino acids. The record is from RefSeq and is a predicted model, not a curated record.